AAGCCGGCAACUCCUGCUGGAGUCAAUUAGGCCAUCUCAAUCUCUGUUUCUUAAUUUGACGUUGAAGUAAUUGUCUUAAUUCCCAUGAAUUUUCCUUGAGCAUAACUGCUACUGCAUACUGUGUCAAUGUCUGUGCCAAAGCUGCUUGCAAUUUUUUGAUGAGAUGUUUGCAUCUUGACGUUAAAGGAAUUUUAGUUGAUUGGGAAUCUGUAAGCUGGGAUUGUAUCCUCAGAGAUGGCAGGAAGCUAUGGGUUUGCAAUGGACCAAAAGGAUAUCGUGAGGUUAUUGAUUACCACGGUGGGAAGUUUCAUACAAGAUCGCUUGGUCAGUAAAGAGCAAAGAACCCAGCACAAAGAACAGUGUGCUGAGAGAUUAGCAGCUGAAGAUGGGAGCUGUGAUAAAGAUACCGAGGUUCUAUGCUCUGAUCAAGCAGUAUUAGCAAAUUUGGAUUGGGGUAUUGAAGCCCUUGAAGAAGCCAUCGACACCUCCAACACGGAGACUAAGCUGGCACGAUUAGAUCAUGCAGAGAAGAUGCUGCAAGUUUGUGCCAUGUUGAACUCUUACCAAAGAACAGCUGGAGUCCCCAAUUUCUAUCUCUCUGCUUGGGCCCACCUCCACCUUUCGUAUCUAUGGAAAUUGCGUAACAAUACUGAGAAUUCUGUUCUUCAUGUCCUUGAGAUGUUUAUUGUUGAUCCCUUCUUCUCAAGAAUUGAUUUUGCACCUGAACUCUGGAAAGAUCUUUUUCUUCCGCAUACGAGUUCUAUUGUUGGAUGGUAUUCCGAGGCUAGACAGAGGCUUACGAUGGAAAUAAUUCCCGAUUCUUCAGAUUUGUCAUUUACUGCUAACUUGGAUCUGUUCUUCAAUGAGUCUUUGAUAUAUUCAAUGAGGCCGGAUCAGGUGGAAAAAUUACAGAAGCUUGAGGAGCUUUACAGAGAAUCCUUAGACGAGAAUACACGGCUUUUUGCUAAAUACUAUAAGGAUUGCAUGAAUACGGAUUCAACAGCAAGAAAGAAGAUGGUUCCAAUGCUUCCAAUAGCAGAGCCUCCAGUGACUCCUCUGCAUGAGGUUAGCCGGUCUAUUCCUGACUACGUGAAAUUUGGUCCCAUCUUGCCUCAUAGUGCUGGUUUCUCUCCAGUUCUUAGAUAUAAACAUGCUGCGAGAGCAGAAAGCAGAUUGGGCAUAAUCUCGAGCCUCUCACCUAAUUUAGAGGAGUCGUCUACUACGUGUGAUCCUCCUCGAGAAGGCAAGCCUGAGGACAGAGAAAAUGAUUCUGAUUGCGAGCCGAGUGAUACUUAUUUUGAUUCUGAAGAUAAAAAUCACAAGUUAACAAUGCUUCCCAGCAUAAAAUCAACCGAAAAUAAGGACAUUGGAGUGAGCAAACGGCCAUCUAAAGCAAAGAGCCCAGAGCAUUCUCCCAAAAUAUGCUCUCCUAUGGAUUCCCCAAGAAUUUCACCAAAGAUCAUUUCUCCUAAUUCAGUUGUCCAGUCUAAAAGAGAACCCAAAAAACUAUUACGGAUUCUUUCAUGCCGGGCUAUGGAUUCUGCUAUUGCUACCUCUUUACCUGAUUCUCCAUGCAUGAGCAAGGAACACGGCAGUAGCUCACCAGACUCGGAUGGUGAAGUGAUAGGUCUGCUGAGAAAUGUCAGGAAGAACCGUGAUCGAACAAGGAGAAUGAGUUGUGACAACGUGAGCGGCCAAAUAUUCGAGAAUAACUCUCUAAUUCAGAGUGAUGAAGGAAGAGAGAGCUGCAUUUCACUGCCUACAUCUGAGAAGUUGACUCCCCGUUCAAGACCACGAAAAGAUUUUGUUUGCCCUAUCACAGGAAAGCUUUUGAAUGACCCAGUUACCCUUGAAACCGGAGAGACCUAUGAGAGAGAAGCAAUUCAAGAAUGGAUAAAAAGAGGAAACACAACAUGCCCUAUUACCCGCCAACCUCUCUCCGCAGAUUCACUGCCCAAAACAAAUUAUGUUUUGAAGAGACUAAUAACAUAUUGGAAAGAGCAGCAUCCUGAGUUUGCUCAGGAAUUUUCGUACUCUGAAACACCAAGGAACUCAUCCACAAGAGAGACUUCUUCGGUGUCUAAUCCUAGAAGAACAUUUUAUUCUUACAGUCGUAACAGCACAGAAAGUCACACGCAGCAGAGGAGCAGAAGAUUUGUCCGAACAGCAGUAUCCACAUCACCAACCAUUGUAAUUUCUCAAGCUACAAUUGAAACAAUCGUCAAUGGGUUAAAACCUUAUAUUUCAUGUCUCUGUACUUCAGAAAACUUAGAAGAGAGAGAAGCAGCCGUUUCAGCAGUAGCCAAAUUGUGGAAGGACUCAAAGGGCGAUCCUGCAGUUCGUACAUUUUUAUCUAGGCCAACGUUUGUAAAUGGGAUUGUAGAAAUACUAUCAGCUUCUGUAAACAGAGAUGCUAUUAAAACUUCAAUUUACAUUCUCUCUGAGCUAAUGUUUUUGGAUGAAAUUGUUGGAGAGAUUCUUACCAGUGUAGAUUAUGAUUUUGAUUGCCUGGCCGUUUUGUUAAAAAAUGGGCUUGCUGAGGCUGCUGUUCUGAUAUACCAACUGAGGCCAGCAUUUGGUCAGCUUUCGGCUCACAACUUUAUACCCUCACUUGUCCAGUUAAUCCAGAGUAAAAGUGAAGAUUCGGAUGAUCUUCACUUUGCAAUAGAGCCCAAGGAUGCUGCUAUAGCAGUGCUUGAACAGAUACUUACUGGUGGGGAUGAAAACAGCCGGUCAGUCAGUGCUUUUGCUGUUAUUCGUGCAAAUGGAAUUCCAGCUCUGGUCAAGUGUUUGGAUAGAGUAGAAGGAAGGAGGUCAAUUGUUUCAAUACUUCUCUGUUGCAUGCGUGCUGAUAGAAGUUACCGGAACUUUAUAGCAAGUACAGUCGAACCAUCUCCUGUGCUUGAAUUAUUUCUUUCAGGAAAUGAUAAUGUGCGAGGCUUAUGCAUUGACUUCCUGUCUGAGCUAGUUCACUUAAGCAGGAGGACAACCUGUAACCAGAUCUUGCAGAUAAUUAAAGAAGAAGGAGCAUUUAGUACCAUGCACACCUUUCUUGUUUAUCUCCAGAUGGCUCCCAUGAAGCACAAACCUUCCCUUGCCACUCUUCUUCUUCAGCUUGAUCUCCUGGCUGAGCCACGAAAGAUGAGCAUUUACAGGGAAGAAGCUGUAGAGGCGUUAAUUGAAGCACUUUACAGAAAGGAAUUCUCUAAUUCUCAAAUGAUGGCUCUGGAUGCUUUAGGAUCUCUUUCUGCACGGAGGACAUCAUCUGGGGAUCCUUACAUGGAAGCCUGGUUACUGAAGAUUGCAGGGUUUGACCAACCUUACAAUGCUUUGAUGAAGGCAGAGAAGCUGACGAAGAAUGAAAAUGAUUUAGCAGAAACAAAUUUAGCCGAAUCAAUGGAAGAUGAAGAGAGAGCAGAAAGUUCUUGGGAGAAAAGAGUAGCUUUUGUCCUUUGCAAUCAUGAAAAGGGCUCUAUCUUUAAAGCUUUAGAGGAAUGCUUCAAGAGUAAUUCCUUAGAGAUGGCAAAGUCAUGCCUUGUGAUUUCCACGUGGCUCAUAUACAUGCUUUCAGUUCUUCCUGACACUGGUGUAAAAAGUGCUGCUGGUAAAUCCUUGCUUGAGGAAUUAAUAAAUGUCCUUCAAGCAUCUAGAAAUAUGGAAGACAAGAUUUUGUCAACCCUUGCAUUAAGGACUUUCGUAAGCGACCCAGCUGCACUUGAAGCGCUUGGGAAGCAUGCUAAAUACAUCUACAGAACCUUGAGAAAACUUAAGAGAAGUUCACCAGUGGUCACUGAUGUACUGAAAUCUUUAAUGAAAAUGUCUUCUGUCAAUGCAACAGAGUUGUGGAAUUGUACCGAAGUGGUUGAGGUAGAUUCAUGUGUCAAUGGCAAAUUGCUGUCUUUGCUUCAUUUGGAAGGUCGUGUUAUUAGCAGCCAUUCCGACGGAACCAUAAAGGUUUGGGAUGCUGGAAAGAGGGUUCUAAGGUUAGUUCAAGAAGUUCGUGAACAUACAAAAGCUGUCACAUGCCUGUAUAUUCCAUCUUCACGAGACAAAUUGUACAGUGGUUCCUUGGACAAAACAAUUCGGGUUUGGGCAAUCAAACCGGAAGAAAUUCGUUGUAUUCAGGUUCACGACGUGAAAGAGGCAGUUUUCGAGCUGGCAGCUAAUGAUAAAGUUGCAUGCUUUGUUUCUCAAGGACCAGGAGUUAAGGUGUACAGCUGGUCAGAUGUUCCAAAGCACAUAAACUUCAACAGAACUAAAUAG
Populus euphratica (Euphrates poplar) is the source of this 4263-nucleotide messenger RNA. RefSeq names its product putative E3 ubiquitin-protein ligase LIN-1. Gene Ontology annotation, biological process: protein ubiquitination. Gene Ontology annotation, molecular function: ubiquitin-protein transferase activity; protein binding. The record is from RefSeq and is a predicted model, not a curated record. Lineage: Eukaryota; Viridiplantae; Streptophyta; Magnoliopsida; Malpighiales; Salicaceae. The transcript has 15 exons. The coding region runs from base 235 to 4263 and encodes 1342 amino acids.